GACGUAGGCACAAAAAAAGCCUACCCUGACUGUCGGAAAGUGAAGGACUGCGCGUGUUCGCGGUCCUAGUUUUUGUUUGGCUUUUUGAGCAUUUGUGUUGUGUUUAGUCAUUGUCGCGACGUGUUAGGUUGUAUUUAGAACACAGCUGUACUUAUUUUACUAUUAUGUUUGACAAGGCUUGGAAUCCUUUUGUAAGCAACUAGCCAACUAACCCGCGAGAUGGAUAAUAGCUAACGUAGCUGACUUGCUAGUCAAGGAUCACAGGUCAAGAAGAGUACCUUCCUAUUCAGUCACAUAGCUAACUCUUGGAUACACAUUUUGCGUUUUAAUUUAGCCAUACAAAUUAUAAAACUAUUUUUAGUGUUUUAACUAACUUAUUGCGAAUCUUUUUUUACGAAUCCAACUUGUCACACGACAGCGAAACAACCCAGGAAGGGGUGAAGGAGCUGAGAGAGAGGAGUGUUCGUUGUCUUGAGAAUUUCAGUCUCAACAUGUUAUCGAAUUCUCAGAACCAGCCGCUGUUCCCGACCCCACAGGGGCAGCAGAACUCGGUAGGGCAACAGAACGCAGGGCAGUUACAGUUCCACGUCAGACCGACUCUGCAGAUAAAAAAGAACGCCAUAACGGAUGAGUACAAGGUCACAAGCCAGGUACUGGGUCUGGGCAUAAAUGGCAAGGUACUCGAGAUUUUUCACAAGAAGAAUGGAGACAAGUACGCUCUAAAGAUGCUGCAGGACUGUGCCAAGGGUCGCAGGGAGGUGGAGCUACACUGGAGGGCAUCACCCUGCUCCAACAUCGUACGGAUCAUCGAUGUCUUUGAGAACCUCUACCAGGGCAAAAAGUGUCUGCUCAUCAUUAUGGAAUGCAUGGAUGGGGGAGAGCUGUUUAGUCGUAUCCAGGACAGAGGUGACCAGGCCUUCACAGAGAGAGAGGCCUCUGACAUCAUGAAGAGUAUAGGAGAGGCCAUACAGUUCCUCCACGCCACCAACAUUGCACACAGGGACGUCAAGCCAGAGAAUCUGCUCUACAGCUCUAAGAGGCCCAAUCCACUGCUCAAACUGACAGACUUUGGUUUCGCCAAAGAGACCACCUCACACAACUCUCUGGCCACUCCCUGCUACACACCCUACUACGUGGCGCCUGAGGUCCUGGGUCCAGAAAAAUACGACAAGUCAUGUGAUAUGUGGUCAUUGGGUGUCAUCAUGUAUAUUCUCCUGUGUGGCUAUCCUCCAUUUUACUCUAACCACGGCCUGGCUAUCUCACCUGGGAUGAAGACGAGGAUACGCAACGGCCAGUACGAGUUCCCCAACCCGGAAUGGGGCGAUGUCUCAGAGGAGGCCAAGCAGCUGAUUAGCGCCCUACUGAAGACAGAGCCCACCAAGAGGAUGACAAUCACAGAGUUCAUGAACCACCCCUGGAUCAACCAGUCCAUGGAAGUCCCUCAGACUCCCCUCCACACAAGUCGUGUCCUGAAGGAGGAGAAGGAUGCCUGGGAGGACGUGAAGGAGGAAAUGACAAGCGCCUUGGCAACUAUGAGGGUGGACUACGAGCAAAUCAAAAUCAAGACCAUCCAGGACUCAACCAAUCCCCUGCUCAUGAAAAGGAGGAAGAAGGCUAAUAAAGACUCUGACACACAGACGCCAGCUCACUGAAACAUCCAUGGAUCUGGAACAGGAAGCAAUAACUUUCACAAUUGCAAAUGUUUUUUGUUUUUUUUGUAUGUUUCUUUUUAUUACUCCGAAUUUUGAUUAAUCAACCACUGCUUCAAUAGAGAGCGAACAUUCAUGUUUUUAAAGCAGCUAAGAGAUUAUGAAUAGGAAUGGUUAGGAGAGGUCAGGAGAGAUCACAUCCUCUCUUCAAUUCUCUCCUCAUAUAGGAAAGAGGGGGACCAGCACUGGUCAUUCUGUAUGUCACUCAGAGGAAUCUGUCUGUGUCUGUCUGUCAGUCUGUGUCUGUCUGUCUGUAUGAUCAGUCUUAGAUCAGUCCUUUUGUUUUACAUGAAAAUGUGUUGCGGUUUUCCCUGAGGCAGUUGCACAGAAACAACUUUUUAUCCCUCAAGGUACAUCUUUUCUAAAGAGCCCUUGUACUUGAUUAUGCCCUGAAGCAGUGUGUGGUGUAGCAUGGUGUUGUUGCAUGGUUCUGAACAGUCUACAAUCGAUGCUGAACGUGGCUUUUGUGUUAGAACCGACACAGUGCAGCGUUUAUAUGCAGUAACCAAUAGGAUCCUAAACAUUCACCACAGAAGGGUUUGUUUUAUUUUCUUCUUCCUUAAAACGACCAGUGCGUUUUGAGUGUAGCCUGUCCUUCGUUAAAGUGUUGCCUAAUGGCUAAAUCCCAAAAUAGAGGGGGAACAAUGAUUCUAUAACACACAAAAAAAGUUAUGUAUUUUUGGAAAAUGACAUAUGGAAUGUAAGAGAUCUGUCUUUGACUGUGAACUGGAAUUGGAUUCCAAUUGAUCUCAUUCCAGUGUCCAGUACCAGUCACUAGUGAAUGUAGAGCAGAGGCCUAUGCAGUCCCACAUAGCCCGUGUCCCUCUGGGAGAUGUCCCCAUCCCCUCUUCCCUUUGCUGACAGGAGAAGCCUGUAGCAGGAUGUCCACCUCGCUUCCUCGUCCCGUGGAGAUGCCUCCCACCUAUCGUUGCUCCUAGAGAUCUUGGAACAUGUGUUCUAGAACAUGGAAUAAGGAAUGCAAGCUCACGUUGGGCCAUGAGUGGGGGGCCGCUGUCGGCAGCACUAGCUCAUAGCACACGAGCCCCAAUGAUUUGCGUGUUGUCUUGGGGAUCUGUUGUAGUGUUUGUAGAGUAGCCCUUUUCUAAGUUUCUCUGAUGUAGCGCAAACUCAUCUGAUGUUGAUGCUAUACAGAUGUUUUAAGCGUCAUUUAAGUUAGUUUUCACGUGUGCGCGUAUGUCAUGUUGGAUUUGUGUACAAACACAGUGGGAUGUGUGUGUAUGCGUUGUGUGCAACCGGCCCUUCUCAAUAACGUUGACAACAGGCUCCCAUUCCAAAAGCAAUGCCACAGCUUUGAAUCAUGGGAACUGUAGUGUGGGAACUAUGAACCUCAACUGUUUGAUGUGACUGUCUGUAAAGUCCAGUUCCAUCAAUGUUGAAUGAGGCCUGGGAGCAAUAAAAAGACUUAAAGGUAACAGACUGCGGCACAGCACCAGCCAUCACCGCUGGGAGGUUCUUGAUAUUUGUAUAUCCACCUCACCUCCCCACUGGGAGCACAGACGUCUCUGUUGGUCUGUUUCAUUAGAUGUCCUCCUUGUUAAACCAUCUCCCCCGUUUGUCUCUUUCCUCACCUGCAGCACGCUUACAGGCAGACGAAUGUUGAUGAGGUCAUUCUGUGGUGUUCUGUUUGGUCCCCUACAUCCCUGUUUUUAGGGGGAGCUCAGUCAGUGUUUGCUUUUCUUUCGUGUCUUAUGUCCAACUGCUGUACUUCUGUCUGCUUUGGAAUAAAACAUGUAAAUACAA
Hypomesus transpacificus is the source of this 3470-nucleotide messenger RNA. It is a transcript of the gene mapkapk2a, whose product is annotated as MAPK activated protein kinase 2a. NCBI's taxonomy places the organism in Eukaryota, Metazoa, Chordata, Actinopteri, Osmeriformes, Osmeridae. Bases 492 to 1652 code for a protein of 386 amino acids. Gene Ontology annotation, molecular function: calcium-dependent protein serine/threonine kinase activity; calcium/calmodulin-dependent protein kinase activity; mitogen-activated protein kinase binding. Gene Ontology annotation, cellular component: nucleus; cytoplasm. Gene Ontology annotation, biological process: toll-like receptor signaling pathway; peptidyl-serine phosphorylation; vascular endothelial growth factor receptor signaling pathway. The record is from RefSeq and is a predicted model, not a curated record. The transcript is spliced from 10 exons.